CUCGUACCGUCAGAUCGAGAGCCGUACAGCGUCAUUUGGUGUGUAUAUUGCUAGAAGUGUCAAUUAGUGACUAUUUGAACUCGGUUUUCGAAUCGGGAUUCUUGGUGACGUGCAGUGCUACGUCGUUGACAACCUGCGGCCAACAUGUCUCGACCUCCGAGCUUGCAAAAUGUCUCCAUUGAUGUGGACAAUCAAGCCAUUGCGAUUUUGAAAUACAAUCGACCACAGAAGGGAAACUCAUUGAACGUCCCUUUCCUGAAGGAUCUUCUGACUGCACUACAAUGGACUGAGAGCAACGAUGCGAUCCGAAUCAUAAUCACGACGGGUGAAGGGCGAUUCUAUACCAAUGGAUUGGACUUUCUCGAUCCGACCAAUUCCAUGCCCGGAGCGACGGUCUCGGAUGAAUUCAUCUCUACGAUCAGCAAAAUCCACGAACAUCUAAUCCGAACCGACAAGACCGUCAUCUCCGCCGUCAACGGCCCAGCGCCCGGCUGGGGCACAACAUCCAUCGCCCUCUCCGACCUCGUCUAUUCCGUCCCCGAAGCAAUUUUCUUCACGCCAUUCGUGCAAUGGGGGAUCUGCGCCGAAGGGUGUUCGUCGCUGACAUUCACUCGAAUCCUGGGUCGCGCGAAGGCUUCGGCGUUGAUUCUUGCGGGACAGAGAUUCACAGCGGCCGAGAUGGAGAGCGCUGGAUUGAUCACGAAGAUCCUUCCCAAGGAGGAUUUCUUGGAGGGUGUUUUGAAGAUUGCGAGGGGGAUGGCCGCAUUGCCGAAGGAUUCAUUGAGGUUGAACAAGAAUCUCUUGAUGACUGCGGCGGGUUAUCGUGAGGAAUUGUUGGAGGCGAAUCGGAAGGAAAUGGUUGGGCUGGGGGAGCAGGCUCGGAGGAAGGAGAGUUUGGAUGCGGUGGCGGCGUUUGCGAGAGCAACUGAGGCGAGGAGAAAGGCAAAGGCUGCGAAGGCCGCAAAGCUAUGAUGGUUUAUCUGUAUGGAGACAACCGCCAACGGCAUCGCUACCGAGCUUUGUGUUCUCAGCAGAUAUCCCAGGCUGAGGCUGCAAAUGUAACAUCACAAAUAUCAUAACAUAGUGGGUGGUAGCGAAAUACUGUUCAUUGAUUGUGCGCCUUGACUUCUCAGCAAUACGGCACGAGCGUCA
Dissoconium aciculare CBS 342.82 is the source of this 1152-nucleotide messenger RNA. Its product is annotated as ClpP/crotonase. Lineage: Eukaryota; Fungi; Ascomycota; Dothideomycetes; Mycosphaerellales; Dissoconiaceae. The coding region runs from base 145 to 972 and encodes 275 amino acids. The transcript is spliced from 4 exons. The record is from RefSeq and is a predicted model, not a curated record.